AAGCCUCUACACGUACCUCGUUCUUCGGCGGAAGGAGCUCCCGCCUUUGCUUUCCCUCUCUGUCUCUUACUCUGCAUUUCCCGUUUCUUCUUAGUCUAUACCUCUCCCAUGCCCCAUUUCACUUAGAGAACCAGAAGAUUACAAAGGCUAUCUAUUACAUUACGUAUAGAUAUGGUGAAGAUCUGUUGCAUUGGAGCUGGCUAUGUUGGUGGGCCUACCAUGGCCGUGAUUGCACUGAAGUGCCCAGACAUUGAAGUAGUGGUUGUUGAUAUUUUUGAGCCGAGAAUUAUUGCCUGGAAUAGUGACCAUCUUCCCAUUUAUGAACCAGGACUUGAUGAUGUGGUAAAACAGUGCAGGGGAGAGAACCUCUUCUUUAGCAAAGAUGUGGAAAAGCAUGUGGCAGAAGCUGAUAUAGUCUUUGUAUCAGUAAAUACACCAACCAAAACUCAGGGACUUGGAGCUGGCAAAGCAGCUGAUCUAACUUAUUGGGAGAGUGCUGCUCGUAUGAUUGCAGAUGUUUCAAAAUCUGACAAAAUUGUUGUUGAGAAAUCAACAGUUCCAGUGAAAACGGCAGAAGCGAUAGAAAAGAUUUUGACCCACAACAGCAAAGGCAUCAACUUUCAGAUUCUCUCCAACCCAGAAUUUCUUGCUGAGGGAACUGCAAUCCAGGACCUUUUCAAACCAGACCGAGUCCUUAUUGGUGGCAGGGAGACCCCAGAAGGGCAAAAGGCAAUUCAAGCAUUGAAAGAUGUUUAUGCCCAUUGGGUUCCUGUGGAUCGGAUCAUAUGCACCAAUCUCUGGUCUGCUGAACUGUCUAAACUUGCUGCAAAUGCCUUUUUGGCACAAAGGAUCUCUUCUGUUAAUGCCAUGUCGGCACUAUGUGAAGCCACUGGUGCAGAUGUCUCCCAAGUGUCACAUGCUAUUGGCAAGGACACAAGGAUUGGGCCUAAGUUCUUGAAUGCAAGUGUGGGUUUUGGUGGAUCGUGUUUCCAGAAGGAUAUCCUGAACCUGGUCUACAUUUGUGAGUGCAAUGGCCUCCCCGAGGUUGCAAGCUACUGGAAACAGGUUGUUCAGGUGAAUGAGUACCAAAAAACACGUUUUGUGAACCGGAUGGUUUCCUCCAUGUUCAACACAGUCUCAGGUAAGAAAAUUGCAAUUUUAGGAUUUGCUUUCAAGAAAGACACAGGUGAUACAAGGGAGACCCCAGCCAUAGGUGUUUGCCAGGGCUUGUUGGGUGACAAGGCUAUAUUGAGCAUAUAUGACCCUCAGGUUUCACAGGAACAGAUUCAAAGGGAUCUCUCAAUGCACAAAUCUGAAUUGGAUAGGCCUCCUCAUCUUCAGCCAGCGAGUCCCACGGCUAUCAAGCAAGUUUCGUGUGUAUGGGAUGCUUAUGAGGCAGCAAAGGGUGCUCAUGGGAUCUGCAUAUUAACCGAGUGGGAUGAGUUCAAAACUCUUGAUUACCAGAAGAUCUAUGAUGAUAUGCAGAAGCCUGCUUUUGUUUUUGAUGGGCGUAAUGUAGUGGAUGUUGAUAAGCUGAGGCAAAUUGGCUUUAUUGUUUACUCCACUGGUAAGCCAUUGGAUGCCUGGCUGAAGGACAUGCCUGCUGUGGCAUAAGACCUGCAUGCUUUGAAGCGACUCGGGGCAGGUUGUAGUGGAAUCACAAAUUGCGAGACCCCUCAUCGUAUAUUUUUUAUUUUUUCUGCUUUUAGCCAUAAAUAUUAUUAUAGUUCUGGGAUUCGAUUGUUUCUGACUAUGUGAUGGAUGGGUUCCCUGGCACCCUUGUGUUGGGAUAUCUUUUGUUGGUAGCAAAUUUUUAUCUGUUCUCAUUGGUUUAAUGUAAUAAAUCAGAACAUCUGGAAAUUUUAGCACUCUUUCCAGCUAUCCUGUCUCCUAUAUAUAUACAGUAUCAGUCUGUUGGGGGCAUCA
Molecule: messenger RNA, 1926 nt
Organism: Populus euphratica (Euphrates poplar)
Lineage: Eukaryota; Viridiplantae; Streptophyta; Magnoliopsida; Malpighiales; Salicaceae
Product: UDP-glucose 6-dehydrogenase 5
Exons: 2
Coding region: 172-1614 (480 amino acids)
Biological process (GO): glycosaminoglycan biosynthetic process
Cellular component (GO): nucleus
Molecular function (GO): NAD binding; UDP-glucose 6-dehydrogenase activity
Source: RefSeq, a predicted model, not a curated record